Messenger RNA from Fusarium subglutinans, 1773 nucleotides. RefSeq names its product endonuclease reverse transcriptase. The record is from RefSeq and is a predicted model, not a curated record. Gene Ontology annotation, molecular function: catalytic activity. Bases 1 to 1773 code for a protein of 590 amino acids. The transcript has 4 exons. Lineage: Eukaryota; Fungi; Ascomycota; Sordariomycetes; Hypocreales; Nectriaceae.
AUGGCAAGACCUAUCAAUAAUAAGGCCGUUAUCCUAGGUGACUUUAACGCCAUACACUACUCGUGGCAGGCUGCAGAGACGAGGGAUAGAGGAAAUGACAUCGCCAAAUGGGCAGAAAACGAAGGGCUCACGCUCCUCAACCCCCUAAACGAACCUACUAACCCACAUAGCAACACUAUAGACCUGGCAUGGUCAAAUAUCCUGGGAGCCUCGGCGACCAUUGAAGGCCACCUGGCCACUAGCUCUGACCACUACACCAUCGCCGUCACACUACCACGCGUGGUAGGCAUGGUACGAGAUAACGUUUGGCUGCUUCCGGAUAAAGGGGACAUACAGGAAGAACUUGACACUGCAGCAGCCGCGCUACAAGACCUAAUCUCAGGGGCAGUUAACAAUGUAGGCCGAACGCCCCGGAAGAACCUGCCGCACACGAAGUGGUGGAACAAACGAUGCGACAAGCAGUACAAGCUGCACCGAGAACUCCGGCGAGAGCAACUACUAGGCUUUAGUAAAGAAGUCCAGCUAGCACAAGUAGCCUUCCGAAGGGAAGAACCGAAGGACAUCUGGCCUAUUAUGCGCUGGACCCAACCAAAGAACCAAGCACAAGCGCUACCUAUUGAAUAUGAAGGGAAAGCACACGUUAGCCUGCUAGAGAAGACAGAAGCACUGCGCUCUGCAAUCCUAGAUCGAUUUACAGCAGAGGAUGACAUACCUGACCCGUGGGUGCCUAUCGACUCUGCUCCGAUUAUUAAGCUCCCUAUGGAACUCAUACUAGAAGAAAUGACAUGGGCGGUCACCUCGACAGGUAACACAUCCCCAGGCUCUAAUAACGUUACUGUCAACGUCCUUAAGGCUAUCUGGCCAUAUAUCAAGGAGUAUGUACUGUGGCUGUAUCAGAGAUGCCUUGCACUCGGACACCACCCACUGGCUUUCAAGCUAGCAGAAGUGCAACCAAUUGCCCUCCUCUCCUGCCUCUCUAAAGGCCUAGAAAGGCUGAUAGCAAAACGGAUGGCCUACGCUGCGGUCAACCAAGGCGUAUUGCACCCCAACCAAUUCGGUGCCCUACCAAAACGCUUAGCCACAGACCUUACUGCCAUCCUCACGCAUAUUAUAGAAGAUGCCCUGAACCGAGGACUGGUAGUCACUGCAAUCACCGCUAACAUCAAAGGAGCCUUCAAUGCAACCCUGCAGAACCGAAUAGCGCUUGCUCUCAGGCGACAAGGCUGGCCGGAACCGAUAAUUCGAUGGACGCACUCCUUUAUGACAGACAGAUUAGCAAGGAUCAGGCUACAGGACUUUACUACAGACUACCGCCCCCUUAACUGCGGCCUCCCCCAAGGCUCGCCCGCAUCGCCUAUCCUGUACAUGCUGUAUAUCGCAUGGAUCUAUAGCAUAGGGAACACAGGCUUCACACACCCGGCAGUAAAGACAAAGAUUGCCCCAGCGACCAGACUAGGAUAUGCUGAUAACACCACCAUGAUACGAAUUGGCAAGACCCUUACUGAGACCGCCCAACUGGCUACCAAUGACCUAGCUGAAAUCAUCCAAGAGGGAAAGAAGCGAGGUAUCCUGUUCGGACCUGAAAAGACAGAAGUAAUGCACUUCACCCGCAAGCACCACAAGGAAAGCCCAACCAUCACGCACAAAGGCCGAGUAGUGAAAGCAGAGGGGGAGAUAAGAUGGCUCGGCGUGUGGUUUGACAGGAAGCUUACCUUCCGCAACCAUGUAAUGAAGUGGUCAGCUAAAGCCCGCACGGUCUCUAGUCUGCUCUGA